AUGCCGUCCAAGGUCGCCAUGCCCAUUGAGCCACCGGCCCUCGUCGCCGUCACCGGCGCCAACGGCUUCAUCGCCCAGCACUGCAUCGCCGCGCUCCUCCGCGCCGGCUACCGCGUCGUCGGCACCGUUCGCUCCGCCGCCAAGACGCACGCCGUGCGCGCCGCCCACGCCGCCCACCCCAAGCUCUCCGUCGUCGUCGUCGACGACAUCACCGACCCGGCGCGCUACCGGGCCGCCCUCGGGCCGCUCGCACCCGCCGCCAUCCUCCACCUCGCCGCGCCCUUUCACUACGACGCAACCGACUUUGAGGCGGAGCUGAUGGUGCCCGCCGUGCGCGGGUCGACCGCCGUCUUGGAAGCGUGUUGCGGUGGUGGUGCGCUGGCGGGGUCGGUGAGACGCGUGGUGCAUACGAACAGCUUCGCGUGCAUCUACGACGCGGCCGCGGGGCCGAGCCCGGGGAGGACGUACACGGCGGGCGACUGGAGCCCGCUGACGUACCAGGACGGCGUGGACGCGGCGGACGCGCCGACGGCGUACCGCGCGAGCAAGACGGCCGCGGAGCGCGCCGCCUGGCGCUUCCUCGAGGAGCGCGACCCGGCCGGCUUCGACAUGGUCAGCCUGUGCCCGGCCAUGGUCUUUGGUCCGUUCCUGCCCGGCGCGCGGCCCGCGACGCUCGCCGAGGUGAAUACGAGCAACGCAAUGGUGUGGCGGGUGGUGAGCGCGGGCCGGGAGAGCGCGGUGCCGCCGACGCGCGGGCCCGUGUGGGUGGACGUGCGGGACGUGGCGGACGCGCAUGUUCGGGCGCUGCGCGUGCCGGAGGCGGGGGGCGGGCGUUUUCUGCUCGCGCAGGGCGUGUAUUGUAAUCAGGAGCUGGCGGACGUGGCAAGGGAGGUGGUGACGGCGGGAGGAGGGAGGAAUAGGAUCCCGGUGGGGGAGCCGGGGCGGAGGGAGGCGGAGACGCACUUUGGUGUUGAUGCGGGCGAGACGGAGCGCGUGCUGGGGAUGGGGUGGCGCGGGCUGGAUGAGUGUUUGAGGGGCUUGGUGCCGCAGCUGUUUGAGAUUGAGGAGGACGAGAAGAAGAAGAAGCAGGGAGGAGAGUAA
Messenger RNA from Cordyceps fumosorosea ARSEF 2679, 1101 nucleotides. RefSeq names its product NAD(P)-binding domain protein. The coding region runs from base 1 to 1101 and encodes 366 amino acids. Lineage: Eukaryota; Fungi; Ascomycota; Sordariomycetes; Hypocreales; Cordycipitaceae. The transcript has a single exon. Gene Ontology annotation, molecular function: oxidoreductase activity, acting on the CH-OH group of donors, NAD or NADP as acceptor. The record is from RefSeq and is a predicted model, not a curated record.